Messenger RNA from Phragmites australis (common reed), 4142 nucleotides. RefSeq names its product protein ALTERED PHOSPHATE STARVATION RESPONSE 1-like. The record is from RefSeq and is a predicted model, not a curated record. Bases 543 to 3245 code for a protein of 900 amino acids. Lineage: Eukaryota; Viridiplantae; Streptophyta; Magnoliopsida; Poales; Poaceae. The transcript is spliced from 4 exons.
UAUUCGAGCUUUUCCGGUAAAACCACCGCGCCGCACCUAAAGAGAGCAAACGCGCCUCGAUGCCUCGUGCUCCAUAACCAUCCAUAGCCAUAGGCAAAGCCCCCCCCCCCCCACUCGUUUCCAACGCCACUUUCCCCACUCGGGCCUCGGAGUCCGCCGCCGCCGUGGCCGCGCACUCCCGUUCUGGUCCCGGCUCGUGUGCGGAGCGGAGCAGGGCGGCGCUGGGAGGAGAGGAGCAUGCGGUUGGGUUUUCACCGUGGGUUGGGAGGACUUGCGCGCGCAUCGCGACGAGCCUCCCCCCGCUGGCACCCACACCCGCAGCCCACCAAAAGGCGAAGAGAUUCUCGCGCUUGCUCGCCUCCCGUCCCCUCCACCACCUCCCGUAGCCGGUAGUAGCCCCUCCAGAUCUGCUCGCCUCCGCGUCCGGCGCCCCCUAGAUUCGCCCCCGCCGCCAUGCGGUUGCUGCGGCUGUGACUGGACUGGGCGAGGAGGAACGAGCAACAAGGAAUAAAAAGUUGGUUUUUGUUUGGUGUUGGAGUCCGAUGGGGUGCGGGCAGUCGAAGAUGGAGGAGGAGUUCGCGGUGCGGCACUGCCGGGAGCGCUCAGAACUGCUGGCGCAGGCUAUUCGCCACCGCUACACGCUCGCCGACGCGCACCGCGCCUACGCCGAGUCGCUGCGCGCCGUCGGCGGCGUGCUGCACGACUUCCUCCGCGGCGUCCAGUCUUUGCCGCCGCCGCCGCCCGAGCCCGCGCUCCGCCUCCCGCAGCAGCGGAAGGGGGACGGACUCCCCGCCGCGUCGCCGCCGCCCGCCGCCCCCGCAAUCGCGUCCUCCUCCGCCGCUCCGCCGCCCGUCGCUAAGCAAGUCCGCAUCGCCCCCGACGACGAGCACAUCCACUUCCAGUCCGACGACGACUACGAUUCCGAGGACGGACACAUCAAGUUCCACUCCGACGAUGAGCCCGAGCCGGCUCAGCGCCGGCCGGAGGUCGUCCGGUCCGCCGGACCGCCGCCACAGAUGGGACCGCCGUACGGCCCCGGAUACGCUCCGCCGCCGUAUGGUCCUGGAUACGGGUACGGUCCCGGCCCCGGUCCUGGUCCCGACUAUGGCGGCAUGGGCAUGAACGGCGGCGGCUAUGAACCGGGCUACGGCGGCAUGGGGGGAGGCGGCUAUGGACAACCGAGCUAUGGUGGCAUGGGCGGCGAUGGCGGUGGCAUGGGCAGCAGCGGCGGCGGCAGCGGCGGCUAUGACCAGGGAUACGGUGGCAUGAGCGGCUACGGCCAGAGCUUCUUCAACAUCAGCUACGCUCGUAGCCAGCCACCUCAGCCGUCCGUCUCGCACGAGCAAAGGCUGCAGGCCACUGACGCCAGGGUCCACCACUACUCCGGCGACGGCGGCGCGCAGCCACCCCCACGCGGGUACGGUGGUGGGUACCCCUACCCACCGCAGAGCUCGAGCUCUUAUAAUCAGUACGCCUACGGUGGUUACUAUGGUGGUGGUGCUCCACCACCAGCGGACAUGCCCUCAUCAUCUCGCGAGGAGGCCAUGCCACCUCCGCCUCCGUCUCCACCGAGGGUGUCUACCUGGGACUUCCUGAACCCGUUUGGGACUUACGAGAGCUACUACGAGCAGCCAACUGCGGCGACUGCUCCAUACACUCCCAGCAGGAGUUCGAAGGAUGUGCGUGAGGAGGAGGGCAUCCCAGACUUGGAGGAUGAAGACAUGGAGGUAGUCAAGGAAGCAUAUGGUGAUGAGAAGCACCCAGUGAAAGGGUACACUGGGAAUGGGAAGGCGGCAAAGGAGGAGGGUAGGAGCGGUAUGGGAGAUGAGCUGCCCCGUGAGUCCAAGUCAUCUGAGGCCAGCAGUAGUGGGAGCAGCUUGGAGCAUGACGUGCAUGUUGUGGAGAAGAGUGUCAUCGGAGAACAAGUUCAACGCUCGGAGCCACGUCAGCGUGGCGCUGGCCUGCCGCCCUCAGGAUCCGAGAAGACAUACAUUGAUGAUACUGAGGUGGUUGUGGAGAUAAGGACUCAAUUUGAGCGCGCCUCAGAAUCAGCCGGUGAGGUGUCUAAGAUGCUUGAGGUCGGAAAGAUGCCUUACUAUCAGAAGAGUUCAGGUUUCAAAGUCUCAGCUAUGAUGAUCUGCGGGAUACCAACAAUGGAGGAGGAGUUCCUGCAGUUCGAAGAGGACAAGGCGAUGGGAUGCGGCAACCUUUCCUCGACGCUACAGAAAUUGUACAUGUGGGAAAAGAAGCUUCUCGAGGAAGUCAAGGCUGAAGAGAAGAUGCGGGCAUUGUAUGAUAGUAAACGAGAGGAGCUGAAAAUGCUAGAUGAAAAAGGUGCAGAAGCUCAUAAGCUUGAGGCCACUGAAAUGCACAUCAGGAAGCUAUCAACAAAGAUAAGCAUAGCUAUUCAGAUUGUGAACACUAUUUCACACAAGAUCAGUAAGCUGAGGGAUGAAGAGUUAUGGCCGCAAACAUGUGAGCUCAUUCAAGGGUUGAUGCGGAUGUGGAGCGUUAUGUUAGAAUGUCAUCAGAUACAGUUGCAUGCCAUAUCCCAAGCUAAAAACAUAGACUCCAUGAUAGACACUGCAAAGUUCGGUGACGCUCAUAUGGACUUGAUCAAGCGGCUAGAGCUUCAGCUAUUGGAUUGGAUUGCUUGUUUUGUUGCGUGGGUUAGCGCUCAAAAGAAAUAUAUUAAAACUUUAAAUGAGUGGCUGAAGAAGGGAGUUAUCUAUGUUCCUGAGGAAACUGAUGAUGGGGUCCCUCCUUUUUCUCCUGGACGGUUAGGAGCACCACCGAUUUUCGUCAUAUGUAAUAAUUGGGCGAUCAGUGUGGAGAGGAUAUCGGAGAAGGAAGUAGUUGAUGCAAUGCAGGCCUUUGCAUCCAAUGUUCUGAACCUCUGGGAGAGGCACAGGUCAGAGCAAAGGCAGGGUCUAAUGGCUAAUAAAGGUAUGGACAGGGACCUUAGGGUGAUGGAAAGAGAUGAACAAUCAAUGCGCAAGGCUCUGGAAGCACAAAAUAAGAAGCUUGUGCUCAUUUCGAAUCAGGGAAGUGUAUCCUUGUCUGCACAGGUGUUACAUGAGGGAGGCCCUGGUGCUGAAAUCGGUAGUUUGCAAACAAGUCUGAAGAAUAUUUUUGAAGCAAUGGAGAACUUCACUGCUGCAUCUUUGAACACAUAUAAGGAUCUCCAUCUUCGUGCCGAAGAAGAGAAAGUUCGAGUUGCCCAGGAGAGUGGCGGAGUUUCCUAGUUCUUUUCAGGGGUUUUGUUGUUACACGAGGACACAACCAUUUGUCAAUGCAAAGGAACUGAGGCGAGUGGUUCCUACCAGCACAAUACCAGCACAAUCGUGCAUGCCACUGUGCAUUCCUAGUGGCAACUGCACCUUGCGUGUGAUCUGCUUCCCCCAAAUGUUGGGUUUCAGGGCUGCUGGAUAGGCCUGUGGUAAACUCACUGAAGUUAACAAGUUGCAGUAUGGGGAUUUUAUAGAUUGUGGAUAUGAAUCGAGGACAGCAAUGUUCUCCUGCUCAAGCCAUUAAUUGGGAAACACAAUUAUGAAGAUAGGAAACUCACCAGACACAUGCUGCUGGUGGUUGGGAGAGCCCUGAAAUGACAAGAGAAGAGGUACUUAUGCAUCCGAGCAGCUCAAUAAUGGUUUCCUGUUCACUGGAAAGUACCAGUAAAUAGUUGGAAGAUGUAAGCUGCAUGAACUCGGAAGUCUGAUCGAAGCAUGGACGACCAAUAAGAUGUGUCAUGAAUCCAAGGUUCAUGAAGCCCUCUCCAUCCAUGUUAACAUGGACAGGAAUGAUCAGGUCAUCAGAUUAGCGAAGGUUUUUGCCGAAGGAGUGUCAAUGUACAGACAGAGGCGAUGUGGGAUGAAUCGAAGCCGAUGCCUUAUGCCAAGACAUGUGGCGCUUCCUCUGCAGCGUUUAGGCUGCAGAUUCGCACCGGAAAGUCUUAUGUAGGGUUACCAGAGGUUCAUGAGCUUGUAGGAUUAGAUGUCCUGACCCAUUCUGCAGAUCUGCUAACCGCUCCGACCAUCAUCAAAUUUUUGGUUCUGUUUAUUUAUACAUGUAAUUCGUUUGUACCCGUGUACAGUUGCUGUCUAACUUAAACCUGUUGUGUCAUAUUUAUUCCAUUUUUUACA